Juglans regia (Persian walnut) is the source of this 1128-nucleotide messenger RNA. Its product is annotated as F-box only protein 8-like. The transcript has a single exon. Gene Ontology annotation, molecular function: protein binding. Lineage: Eukaryota; Viridiplantae; Streptophyta; Magnoliopsida; Fagales; Juglandaceae. Bases 1 to 1128 code for a protein of 375 amino acids. The record is from RefSeq and is a predicted model, not a curated record.
AUGUCCGCAUACAUCCCUGAAGACUUGGUCCUUGAAAUUCUCCCGGGGCUUCCCCUAAAAUGUCUUAUUCGAUUCCGAUCCGUCAGCAAAUCUUGGGCCACCCUCAUCGGCACUCCAGAUUACCUCUCCAAAAGUCUCAUCAACGAUUGCAUUCUCGCCAACCCCAGCCAUCAACUCCUCUUCGUAAAACGCGCCCCCGAAUCCACAGACGGAAGACUGUCUUACUCGUUCCUAUGCUACAGCACUCUUGCCUCUGCCUCUGACUCUAAAACCCUUCAAGAUCUUCCGUUACAAAGCCCGUAUGAUAUUAAGAUUGUGGGUUGCUGUAAUGGCUUGCUCUGUCUCUUUGACUACUACUGCACCAGCAACAUCGUUGUCUGGAACCCCACCACGGAGGAGUUCAUGUUCCUCCCUCACGCUUGGGACGUGGAAACCGUCUGUUUCGGUUUCGACCCGAUACACGAAGAGUUUAAGGUUUUGAGGAUUCGCUAUGUGCCGGAGAGUGAUGAGACGUAUCUCCCUCCUUACUUGGCUGAUCGUGUCCAUCUGAACCAGGAAGUGGAGGUUUAUAGCCUAAGCGGUGGUUCUUGGAGAAAUCUUGUCGUCGAUAUUGAAGUGCCUAAGUUUCAAGGAGUCGAUUCACCUUAUAUGAAUGGUGUCUGUUUCUGGUUGGCGCUAAGUUAUUAUGGGGACGAGAAGAUUGUUGCGUUCGACGUGUGCGAUGAGGUGAUCCGAACGAUGGCAUUGCCCGAUUAUAGUCUUGCAUAUGGUGAAAUUACUUGGAGGACUCUCACCGUACUAAAAGAAUCGGUUGCUUUGAUAGUUUAUCCUCGUAAUAAUGGGGAGGAGAUCAGAUUCUUCGAUAUAUGGCUGUUACUCGAGUUUGGUGUUAAAGAAUCUUGGAUUCGGCUGGUGAGGAUCGUACCCAUUUGCGACUUUGGAUGGCCGUUGGGGUUUUGGAAGAGGGGCGAAUUGUUUAUAGUGUGCAGAGAUCUGGGGGAGCUUGUAUUGUAUGACCCUUUUACUCAGACAGUAAGAACUCUACAGCUUGAUGGGGAGUGGUUCCAUGUUCUACCUUUCACCCGUAGUUCAGUUGGGAUCAACGGAUCGGGAUUUUUAGAUGGUUAG